Trypanosoma conorhini is the source of this 1563-nucleotide messenger RNA. RefSeq lists its product as uncharacterized. The record is from RefSeq and is a predicted model, not a curated record. Lineage: Eukaryota; Euglenozoa; Kinetoplastea; Trypanosomatida; Trypanosomatidae. The coding region runs from base 1 to 1563 and encodes 520 amino acids. The transcript has a single exon.
AUGCCUAGUUGUGUCUGUGCCUUGAGGCUGAGGCCGAUGCUGCGGCGGGUGCGGUGGCCCACGAAGGGCGCUCGGGGCAGGCGCGUCUCUGCCUACGCGGCGCUGCUCAGCUGCCUGCUCCUGCUGCUCUGGCUGCUCUGCUGCUUCCUUUCCGCCGCGCCAGUGGACGGCGGCGAGGAUGCGGUGGCGCCGCCGCGGGCACCAGGCGGGGUCUUUGCCCGCGCACCUGGAGGCGGCGUGAACGAGGCCCGGCGGUGGGAGACGCCGCGCGGCGGUGCGUCGGAGGGUGGCUUGCUUGCUGGCGGUGGGCAGGCGCCGGCGGUGUGUCAAGCCUCCGUUUGCCGCUUCUGCGACGAGAUGCGACUGAACAACGCGGCGAGCGUCCUCCACCCCGCGGUGCUGGAGUACCUCCGCCGCCACGUCCUCAUUGGGGUUGUCACCGGCGCUUAUGAGAGGUUCUUCCGCGUCGACGUGGGCCUCUGCACGUGGCUGGGGCACGUGCCUGCGGCGAGCCUCUUCGUCUUUACCGACGCCGCAAACACCUCCGCAGGGCGGCACGGCACGUGGGUCGAAAGCGACACCGCCCCGGCCCCGCAGCGGGGGCGGCGCGGGUUGCUGCGGCGCACCGGGUACUCAGUGGGGUGGCUGCGGGCGCAGCACCGCUUCUUUCACGCGAUUGGGCACCUUGCAGGACUCGCCGGCGGCGCGGCGCACCGCGAGGUGCGGUGGGCGAUUGUCAUGGACGACGACUCGGUUCUCGACCUCCACGCGCUGGUGCGCUUUCUGCACCGGCAGGACUUGCACAACGUGGCCGGCGUCGCCGCAGCCGUGCGCGACGCGGGGGGGGCUUCGCUGCUGCAGGAGCGUUGCAACCGACGCGCCGACUCCCAAGCAGACGACGUGGCCGCGUGCCUGUCGCUGCCGGAAAGAUGGAACCGCCUGCUGCAACAGCAAGGGCCGAUUCAUGAAGAGGAUUUCUUGCGGCCCGGGGGCGCGGCGCUGCAGGUUGGAAGUGCGUCUUGGAAUGCCACGACACACGCGCUCCUUGACCCCGCGACGAUCGCCGCGCUCACCCCGCAGUACCUUGGAGACCGCGGCUGGGGCGGCGCCGGCCACUUCAUGAACCUCGCGGCCCUGCGCAGCUACGCACAGAAGGGCGAGGAGACGUGUGUGCGGAGGUUCCUGAUAGGCGGGCAGCUGCCGAGCGACGCCGCGCUCUACCGCUGCAUCCCCCUCCUGGGAAUCCAGCGCCGCAGGGACGCCGCGCUCUCGCACUGCCAGGCCCGCUACCUGCGACACCGCCUGCUAGAUGGCGAGCUAGUCAGCAUGCACGCAAAGCGAGACAUGGUGCCGCCCAAGUACCUCGCCCUGUGGCGGAUGGGGCUCUACUACCAGGUGCUCUACCACCACAACCGCACCGCCUACGACCUGCUGAUGCGUGUGGGGGCAUGCGCGUACGGCUACUCGUGCAAGUUGCGCGGCUGCGGUGUCGACGAGGACGCAGCGGCCCUGAGCGAGUUCGCCCGCCUGAGUGGCAAUGCCACCCGCAUGCCGCCGUUGUAG